AUGACGAGGACACGAUUUCUAAAAUUGACCCAAUAUUUGCAUGUAAGAGACACGAGCAGUACACCAGUACGUGGAGAACCAGGCUUUGAUCCCUUAUUUAAAAUAAGACCCAUUAUCGACUGUGUUCUAAACACAUAUAAAACUGUUUAUAAACCGGGGAGAUGGUUAUCAAUUGAUGAGGGCAUGGUGGGCUAUAAAGGCCGGGUACGUUUCCGAAAGUACAUGCCCGGAAAACCCACAAAAUGGUGGAUCAAAGUCUGGAAGAAUUGCGAAUCAAAUACUGGGUACUGCUCAGGAUUUGAAUUUUAUACAGGCAAAAGAGACAAUCAU
This is a messenger RNA of Octopus sinensis (East Asian common octopus), 330 nucleotides long. RefSeq names its product piggyBac transposable element-derived protein 4-like. The transcript has a single exon. The annotation marks the transcript as partial. The record is from RefSeq and is a predicted model, not a curated record. Lineage: Eukaryota; Metazoa; Mollusca; Cephalopoda; Octopoda; Octopodidae.